Triplophysa rosa is the source of this 2437-nucleotide messenger RNA. Its product is annotated as solute carrier family 26 member 9-like. NCBI's taxonomy places the organism in Eukaryota, Metazoa, Chordata, Actinopteri, Cypriniformes, Nemacheilidae. Gene Ontology annotation, biological process: transmembrane transport. The coding region runs from base 1 to 2310 and encodes 769 amino acids. Gene Ontology annotation, molecular function: bicarbonate transmembrane transporter activity; oxalate transmembrane transporter activity; sulfate transmembrane transporter activity. Gene Ontology annotation, cellular component: membrane. The transcript has 20 exons. The record is from RefSeq and is a predicted model, not a curated record.
AUGGUCCACCUCCGCUACACGACUGAUCGGCCUGUUUAUUCUCAGACUGACUUUGAUAAGGAGUUUGACAGAAAGAGAAGAACUUUUCCACUGGGACAGAAACUCUGCAAAGCCUUGCGAUGCUCAGGAGAGAGGCUGAAAGGUGUCCUGCUUAGACGUCUGCCAAUUCUCAGUUGGCUUCCCAAGUACAACGUUAAACAGAACCUCCUCUGUGAUGUCAUCAGUGGGGUCAGCGCAGGCACCAUACAGGUUCCUCAAGGCAUGGCAUUUGCCCUUCUGGCUAACCUGCCUCCAGUCAACGGCCUCUACUCCUCCUUUUUCCCUCUCAUUCCUUAUUUCUUCAUGGGCACAGCUCACCAAAUGGUACCUGGUACGUUUGCUGUGCUCAGCAUCAUGGUUGGAAUGGUCUGUCUGCAUUUAGCUCCUGAAUCUGACUUUACCCACUUCAACGCCACAUUAAACGAAACUGUGGUGGAUGAGGGGAAGAUGAACGAAGUCCGACUGAGUAUUUCAGCCACACUGGCUUGUCUAACUGCCAUUAUACAGAUUGGUAUGGGUGUGAUGCAGUUUGGUUUUGUGGCCAUCUACCUGUCUGAAUCUUUUGUGAGAGGUUUCAUGACGGCAGCUGGACUGCAGAUCCUAAUAUCUGUUCUUAAGUAUAUAUUUGGAAUCAAAGUUCCACCCUUUAGCGGCCCUUUAGCAGUUGUUUAUACAAUAGUGGAUAUUAUUCUUGGCAUACCCAAGACAAACGUGGCUUCCUUGAUCUUCGCUCUGGUCAGUUGUGCGGUUCUGAUAGUUGUGAAAGAACUGGGUGCCAGGUUCCGCCAUAAAAUCCCAUUCCCCAUCCCAGUUGAGAUCGUUGUGGUGGUUGUGGCUACGGCCAUUUCUGGGCCACUGGACUUGCCUGAGAAAUAUCACAUGGACAUAGUGGGCGAUAUUCCUCUAGGGUUCCCCGCCCCUAUUCUGCCAACAGUGUCACAAUGGGAAGGUAUGAUGAGUGCAGCCUUCUCAUUGGCUAUUGUUGGUUAUGUCAUCAAUCUUGCAAUGGGAAGGACACUGGCCGCCAAGCAUGGUUACGACAUUAAUCCAAAUCAGGAGAUGCUGGCGUUGGGUUGCAGUAACCUUCUGGGAUCUUUCUUCAAGAUUCAUGUCAUCUGCUGUGCACUCUCUGUCACUCUGGCUGUUGAUAAUGCAGGCGGUUCAUCACAGUUGGCAAGUUUGUGCGUGAUGCUGGUCGUCAUGGUGACCAUGCUGGCUCUUGGAACCUAUCUGAGACCUCUGCCAAAGUCAGUCCUGGGGGCCCUCAUAGCAGUCAAUCUAAAGAACACACUUCUGCAGCUCUCCGACCCCUAUUAUCUCUGGAAGAAGAGCAGACUAGACUGUUGUGUCUGGGUUGUGUCUUUUCUAGCAACUUUCUUUCUGAGUUUGCCAUACGGUGUGGCUGUGGGAGUUAGCUUCUCAAUCCUGGUUGUGAUAUUCCGAACUCAAUUUCAGAACGGCUCAGAGGUGGCUCAGGUCAUGGAAACAGAUAUCUACAAGAACCCGAAAGUCUACAAUAAGGUGAAUAGACUUGAAGGAAUUCAAAUAGUGAGCUAUUGCUCGCCACUGUACUUCGCCAAUGCAGAGAUAUUCAGAGGAAAAGUCAUCAAAAAAACAGGACUGGAUCCAGGGAAGGUUCUGCUGGCCAGGAUGAAAUUCUUGAAAAAACAAAAAGACAAAGAGAAACAGGAAGCAAAGGAGGAGAACAGUCUGAACAAACUGGACAACAUAAAGAGAAGAAUGAGUUCGCUGGUUGCUAUGAAAGCACAGACUAUAUCUCAGCUAAACCUACAGAGUGACACUGACAUCAAUACCAUCAGCACACCGACAUCCUUUGAAAACCCUUACUGUGAUGUCAGUGGCUCAUCUGAUUCAAAAGCCACUGAUUCAGAAUGCCCUUCUCCUGUAACCAUAGAGAUGCAACCCAUGCCUUUCCAUAGCCUCAUUCUAGACCUGGGAGGAGUGUGUUUCAUUGACCUGAUGGGUGUAAAAGUUCUCACAAAGAUGAGCAGCAGUUAUAAGAAGCUGGGAAUCAAUAUGUACUUGGCAAAUAUUCAAGCUCAGGUGUAUGAAGAUCUGGAGAAAGGAGGAGCGUUUGAGGAAGGUUGUUUCUUUCACUCUGAUCUCUUCAUCUCUGUCCAUGAUGCCGCUCUGUUUAGCCUAAAUCGUUUCGUGAGGUCUGAUCUCACAGAACAGGUAAAUGGAGAGCUGAUAGACCUGAGCUGUGACAUAGAUGAAGAUCGGAACGAUUUGGAGCAGGACAUGUUCUGAUUGUUAAACCAUUCGGUAUGAAACUAAUGUCAUACUAUCUGAGAGAUCAAGCCAAGCUAGAUGUCAAAGCCUGACUGAAACCCACCGUAACAAAAAAAAAAUUGGUCAAAAAUAUCUUUCCUCAGUA